Gloeophyllum trabeum ATCC 11539 is the source of this 429-nucleotide messenger RNA. RefSeq lists its product as uncharacterized. Lineage: Eukaryota; Fungi; Basidiomycota; Agaricomycetes; Gloeophyllales; Gloeophyllaceae. The annotation marks the transcript as partial. Gene Ontology annotation, molecular function: RNA binding. The record is from RefSeq and is a predicted model, not a curated record. The transcript is spliced from 4 exons.
AAAGACAGGCUCUACGUCGGCAACCUGCAUCCCACCGUCGACGAACACACCCUGAUCAAGCUCUUCUCCAAGUUCGGCAAGAUCUCCAAGCUCGACUACCUCUUCCACAAGACCGGGCUGCUGAAGGGCAAGCCGCGCGGAUACGUCUUCAUCGAGUAUGCCAACCCCGAGGACGCAGCCAAAGCGAUAGCAGCAGCGCACGACAAGGUCCUCCGCGGGCGCAAGCUGGUCGUCACCUACGCCACCCAAGCCCCCGCGGACUCCUACUCCCACUCCGGCUCUAGCAGCAGCGCAAAGUACCGCAAGGGCGCGCUCGAGGCCAACAGGCCCACCACGCUGAGCCUGCUCAAGACGAGCGUCGUCGCGAGCAGUCGGAAUGACACGAAAGACAAGAUCGCGAAGCUAGAAGCCAAGCUCCGCCAGCUCGAG